GCAAACAAAGGGCUGAGUUUGUUUACACGCUAUUUGAUCUGAACGGUUCACUUUUUUUGCCUUAUAUUUUCUUGUUUUGUUUAGACUUAGACUUAUUACUCUAUUACGUUGGGCGACCUUUGUCAAGAUUGCCAAAAAAAAAAAAAAAAAAAAAAAGAAGAAGAAGCAUACUUUUGGAGUCACGCUUCGAUGUAUCUUUCCAGACCACCAAAACCGUCCGAUGGCCCGACCGCAGUAACGGCAUCAGAGGACAGCGGGGGAGAUCCACCACCCGUGUGUGCCACUGGAGCGCAAACAUCCCGUUUGAACCGCGAGUCAACUGGAGGAGGAGAACCGGAUUCGCCUUCCUGGGCCAGAACCCCGACGAGCUUUGCGGCUUAUCAGAGCAGAACAAUAUUUCGCUUCCCUCGCCGUUCCUCCAGUGGAUAUUUUUCCAUGGAGUGCGACUCGAUGCCGAGCUCCCCGCUCUCCCCGAAGCCAAUGAUGGCUGACAAAGCGAUACAGACCCCAAGCCUCUCAAGCCAGGUGCUAACGCACGCCCUGCAGCGCAUGGGUGAAGUACGCGACGAAGGACCGGAGACGAACCAACAACAGGGUCACUCACCCAGCCCCUCUAGGACGCGGCAGCAAAACGCAGCAGGGGACAUGCAAGCAGAGAAUUUCGGCCGACGGCUCAGAACAAUAGGAGACGAGUAUAAUCAAUUGCUUUUGCAAAGGAGGGCACCUAGAGCACCGGUGGUACUCCUACCAAACAUACUGCCACAUAUCCACCAGGAGCCCAUCACCCUGGUCUGCGUGGGCCUCCUGCUCAUUCUGAUCGGACGAUGGAUGUACUUGCAAGGAAGUAUGAACAGCCAGGACCACGCUCAGGUUUAGCCUGAGUGGCCCUAAAAACCCAGCAGACGUAGCAAACAUAUCUGUUUUUGGAUCUACUUUUUUGUUUUGGGGGACCUACUUUUUAGCCUGUUUUCUCCCCUUUUCUAGUUGAAAAAAAGACUUCUGUUGUGCCCUGGACUUCUAAAGCUUUUUUUUUUUGCACCACUUUUUUUUUUUUUCCAUCAUGGCCUCAAAGCCUGUGUGAUGCUACCAAAGAGGCAAGAUUUUGCACUCGUUUGUGGGCAGGGGUGGUCACAUUAUCUUAACGCCUGUGGAGAUGUGCCUUAAACAGUUUCUCGUUUACUUUUCUAGCUUCUUUUACAGCUUUUUUUUUUUUUGUACAGAGAUUAUGAGCUCUCCAGGUCAAAAAUUCUCCAUAACCAGUACCGUUGAUUUACCUGGACCAAGUCUGGAAAAUCCCUCUCUUUUCCUUUGGAUGGCUUUGGAUUGAAAUUGCACUCACAUCACAUGUGACUUCAUCAUGCAGCAGACUCAUGACCUCUGUAGGAAACAACCGGACUGGACUUGCAUUAAUAUCCAACUUUUUUUGUCAUGGUUUCAUGUCGCUUUGCUAAUGAACUGGACACCAAUGUUACCAAUUAUUUUGUUGCAUCUUAAUCUGGAUUAUUAGGUACUUUUGAUAUAUACCAACCCAGUGUGUGUGUGUGUGUUUGUAUUUCAUGACAACUUCAACAGCAGUUGGUACACAAUAGUUAAUAAUGUUAAUGAACUGAGAAAGCCCAAGUAGAUUCUGCCCUGUGUAGCUUUUAGAUUACAUAAAAAAAAAAAACCUUGUUAAUAACAGAAGAUGAUCUCCAACUUAACUUGCUGCUGUAGCAGCUACAAGCCUUCCAGCCUCCACUAGAGACCUCAAAAUUUUUGGUUAUACCACCAAAUACUAUUUGUGCACACGGUUUCUUAAAAAUGACAUUAAAAAGCAAUAAGUUUUCUUCUUUGCUCAUUUUGUACUCAGCAUUAAAACAAACAAACAAACAAAAACUGGUUAAUGACCAAAAGUUGGAGCUGAUAGUUCCAUCUUUGUUCAAUAAAAAAAUUGAGAGGAAUUGUUACUAGGUUGCAGUCCGGUUAGCAGAGGGGCGGUGAUGAACAAAGUGAUUGACAAAACCAGUAAAUAGUGUCAUUUCGUGACGUCUUGUUUAUGCAUUAUGCAAAUCUACAAACUUUAAUUUGAGAGUAACAGUCAAAAAUGUUGUUCUUUAAUAAAUAAUCAACCAUUUCUGUCUUCCACCUUUUUUCGUUAAACGCCUGGUUUUGCCAUUAGCAGGCAGAGUGAAUGCAGCUGGCAAGCAGUGGUUUGUUGACAAGGUUAUGAUAUCCGUUUAUUAGCACAGUAAUUCAGACCUGGCCAAGUAUCCUCGUGCCUGCCAGGUCAUUAAAUAACCAGAGAGAUUUGGACAGAGACCAAACGUUGAAUAAUACAGAGUCAAAAAGUCUUAAAUAACUGAAUAGUUAGCAAACAGUGGAAAUACAGGCUUCAGAUUAAAAACAUUUAUUUGUAUCUUUGAACUCUUUAUGCCAAAUAAACCCUUUGUUCUGUUAGAAUGAAAAGAAUUGUCAAAAUCGGCUCUUUUAAAAAAACAUUUUUAUGUGUUAGCUUAUGUUACUAAAGUAAAUGUUACCACUUAUACCUGAUUAAAUCUGAAGUAAAUGCAACAGCGGAGCACAUUGGAAAAGGAGGAUGGUUUUCAUGCAAAAAGUAUCCUCUUUGUGUGUACAAAUAUCUGAAUUUACUCUCACUAGAAGGUUUCAGUUAAAAAGAAUAUAUCAGUCCAUUCUGUCAACUUCAAACAUGGUUAGCUAUUUGAAUAUAAUGUGGUGGAAAAUAAUUAUACAAGAAUACGCUUGACCAAAGCACUUUAUAAUACCAAAGGUGCAUGCUUCUACUAGGAAAGAAGUUAAAGGAAUCAAGUGUGUACUACAGUUUAUUGGAGGUGGGAAUGCAUGGAAACAAAAUCAAUCAGUCACUGAAGUCUUACUAAUCUGGAACAUUUGUAGUAAAUUUCACCUUUAAUCCAAGUUCUGCCUGUUGGAGGUAAACCAUGCACAACAACUGUGGUUUUCACGGUUCCCCUGCUGCCACAGGGACCAGUAAUAUGCUCCUUAUGACAUGGCUCAUGAAAAUUAGGAAAAGACUAAUACCAUACACAAGGAACACGAAGGUAGCAUUUAUACUCUGUUUAAUGGGCGUUUUGGGAAACUAUUCACAUUAUUGUCCCUACCUCCUUUAAAGAAUGGUGCACAGCCAACUCCUUGAACUUUUUUGUCAAACUUUACAGAGCAUCAGACAGUCCCAGACAAGGCCUAACUAGGUUUGGAUCUGUCAUGCUUUGCUCAUUGAGCCACACAGUAGAAAGCAUAAAAUACUGUAUUUCAAAAGUCCAGUGUGAACACUGAACAAUAUUUGUGCACAGCUCAUGUUUUCCAGGUUGGUUUAAAUGGUACAAGUGAAAUAUUUCCAAGUUCUGUGACAUAAUAUAUGUUGACGGUAGCAAUAAUCAUAAAGUCACAUGGGCAAGUGUGUGUGUCUGUUUUUAAGUGUGACACAAACAAAAAUAGGGAAGUUUUUGGGGGGAUGUACUGUGCUUUUAUGUGUGACACAGGUGUUGGAUUUAAACUUCAAAACCAAAGUAGUUCAAUCACUGUUGACAACUUUCUGUGAGGUUAGCCCAGAAGUUUGUUGUAACACAGCAAUAAUCAAAUGUAUGUUUGCACAGUUGUGUCAACACCACUGAAAAUCACUGAUACAUUAUUAGUGCUGGCAUUCAUUAUUCUUAUAUAGGAAUUUCAGCUACUCUGUCAACUGUGUAAUCUUACAUUUUAAUAGUUGCUCAUCAGCCACAAAUGAUUAUUUUCAAGCUUCUUCCCGUGAUAUGAUGAAAUAAAAUCAGACUGCUCACUUACUGAAGGUUUUGAAGGCAUUAUGUAAAAGAUAUUUGGGAUUGAUAGUCAUUAGAAGAAUCUGUGAUUGUAUACUGAAAAAUCCACCUCUGACAGCAGUGUCAUAUUUUAAGUUAAUAGUCAUAAAGACAUUCAAGUACUGGCUUAUUGGAAUUAGCUGGGGUGGAUAACAUAACCACAGAGAUGCAAAUCAACCACAAAGAGCUCUUACCAAUGUAUUGUUUAUUAUUUCCAAGAACCACAUGUGCCCCCUUCUGUUAACAAAAUUGCCACAAUGCAGUGCUUGAAACCUGUAACACACUACUUUCUGUAUCUGGUUGUAUUUUCUCAUUGUUCUAUCUUUUCGUACUGGAGAAAUGCUUUGCAUACUGUGUAACCGUUCAGAUUUGUGACACACGGUGUCUUUUAGGAAUUGCAGAGGUCCCGGGCCUGUGUUCAUGUGCACAAAACUUAGUUGCUUUGCUUUGUCUCCACUGUGACACUGAGAGCGCUGUAAUUGCGUGUUGAUUUUUGAUAUCGUGCCAUGUGAAACCUACAACCUCAUUUUGAAGUACUGUAUUACAGCUGGAGUGUGAGAGGAGAGCAUGGCAGGGAGGAAACUGAAAGAUGAAUUAACGGCUUCUGAAACUGAUAUGGAAACCUGGUAAUGUGCAGAUUCUUCGCAUAUCAUUUGUAGGUGUUAGUGCACAGAAACACUUGUGUUACAUUCAGGGUUUUUACUGACUUGCUUCAAUACUGCUGGGGCUGCGUUCACAAAUUGUGCUGUGCUCUUCGGGCUCUUUGGAUAAACCUCAUCUAUUAUCUACAUGCAGUUACAGUUUUUGACAUAUUUGUGUGUCAGCAGUGCCUAUUGAUAAAAGUGGUCAACACGGCAAGAAAAAUGUGAUUUUUCAAUAAUCGAUUUGACAAAAAAAAAAAAUCAACAGAUGUAAUAUUCAUCUGCGGAUCACUCUCGCUUGCUAAAUGUCUAAAGUUGCAAAAUGUUUUGAGGGUUUUCCUGAAAUGACUGUGUGUUUCUAAUCCUCCCACAACUUUUAAAUGGGAUCAUAUGUGGGUUUCCUUUCAUGACUAUUCAAUUAUAUAACCCUCAAAUAUAUAUAUUUAUAUAUAUAGGAGUUUGGCAGUUUGCUAUUGUGUGACAUGAUGAUGCCACACAGUAGCAAAGAGAACACCAGAGGUUUAAUGGGUAACCCCUGAUUGUAAUUUUAUGGCUUUUCAAAGGUGUGAUAAACACACAUAAUUUUUCCAUGAGAUUAAUCAUAUGUAAAAAUUACAUACCGAUUUUAUCUGUAGGCGUUCUGUUAAGUGGGAUCAAACAUUUAACAUUAUCCCAAAGAAGCCGCCCUUUCAAAGUUUAAAACUUUAUCACAUAACUCUUAAAAGGAAAAUGUAAACUUUAUUCAGUGGAAUCGUUAAAUACAUAAAACACACAGUAUAGUCGACCCAUAGACGCAGUGGGUUGUUUUGCUUUAGCUGCAAGUGCUGUACAGAAAUGCAUCUCUUGGAUGGAGCUUGUUUGUGUAUGAUCUGAGACAAACAAAUCCAAAUGACCCAGUACAACUGUAGCAAUUUUUUCUUUUUUGUUGAUAUUUUAAUUGUACACUGAAAUGUAUGUAAUUAUUUGUUUUGUAAAUAAAACCUUUUACAUUAAAGCCAUCCUUCCAUCUAUCCAUCCAUCCAUUUUCUUCUGCUUAUCCA
Molecule: messenger RNA, 5493 nt
Organism: Archocentrus centrarchus (flier cichlid)
Lineage: Eukaryota; Metazoa; Chordata; Actinopteri; Cichliformes; Cichlidae
Gene: bcl2l11
Product: BCL2 like 11
Exons: 4
Coding region: 190-876 (228 amino acids)
Source: RefSeq, a predicted model, not a curated record